Symbiodinium sp. CCMP2456 is the source of this 1293-nucleotide messenger RNA. Lineage: Eukaryota; Dinophyceae; Suessiales; Symbiodiniaceae. The record is from the annotation of a GenBank genome assembly.
AUGUUGCCUUCUCGACUCAGUGAUGUGCUAUCGGACGUGGAAGCAGUACUCCGGGUUUUCCGAAGGCCGGCGAGUGAUGCAUGGGUUAAGGCAAAACAUCAGCUUGAAAAGAGUCUUCGAAAGUUGCGCCACCGGUGCAAAGAAGCAGGGACAGCGGCAGUGGUGGUCGCUCCAGAUGAUGAUAUUAAUGAAGCAGAACUGAAAGCCGGGCCGGACCAAGCCGUACAAGUCGGGGAAGCGGACGAUUCGGCAUCUGAAUGUACAUCUGCCUUUCCUAACCAGCACUUGACAUUGUUCAGAAAGAUGAAUGAGUGGAAUUUUCUGGAUGAUGCUCAGAAGUUGGAGCGUUUGCAACAGGCCGAGGUGGCAACGAGGCGCCCAAGGAGAAGCUUGAGCCAAUCAGAGCUUGUGGAUAUAAUCAACAUGCCUGCAGCUUGCCUUGCAGCUCCUCAAAGAAAGGCGAUGCCGAUGCCGCACGAUGCGGAUGUGGAGUGCUCUAGUGAAGCUACACUCGCUAUGGAAUCGUGUGGUCCGAAUCUUGAUCUACAGCCACGUGUGAGGUCAUUGUUGCUGCAUGCCCUCCAUGUAUGGCGAAUUAACCUGUUUGAUUGUCAUGCCAUCGAGCAUGUGCUGGAUGUCGUGCAAGGGCAAAUCAACAAAUUUGAGGAACGGGCCGGCGAGAUUCGAGGCGCAGCAGCCGGGAAGGCUUGGCUGAAAAUCAAGCAGGCAGUCGACGAGCUGAUGCUUCGUGCAGGUGCGCCCUCGAGCUCAACGCUGCCUGGAGAAGACUUUGCAGCUGAAGCCCAAGUUCAGGCUGCCCAGCCUCUCAAACCUCACAGAGUGAAGCCAAGACUAGAGCGCCAGAGCGGCAUCCAAAACAUCAACUGGAGUGUGGGGAGACGGUGCUGGGCUUGCCAGUAUUUCAGUAACAAGAAGGGCAUGAAAUGCAAGAACACAAUUCACUACUUCCCAAUUGCCAAGUUCCUGGAGCAGGGUCUUGGUGAUGAGGCGGCUGUCGAUGCUGCACUGCAAGAAGCAAAGGCCUACCGUGAAGAGCUCGUUCGCCAGGGCAAGCUGAAGCCUCCGAAGCCGAAAGUAUACCCCGACUCAAUGGUGAGGGGCGUUUACUUCAGCCAGGGCCAGCAGAAGUGGAAGGUGCAGUUAUAUCACCCCGUCCGGAGGAAGGUAGUGCACGGUGGCUAUUUCUGUUCGCAGGAGAAGGCCGAAGCCAGGGCCCGGGAGCUGGCUUCGGAGUUCGGGGUCCAACCUGACAUCAAGGUGCUGCCGGGAUGA